Messenger RNA from Microdochium trichocladiopsis, 2988 nucleotides. RefSeq names its product oxysterol-binding protein. The annotation marks the transcript as partial. Gene Ontology annotation, molecular function: sterol binding. The transcript has 3 exons. NCBI's taxonomy places the organism in Eukaryota, Fungi, Ascomycota, Sordariomycetes, Xylariales, Microdochiaceae. Gene Ontology annotation, biological process: piecemeal microautophagy of the nucleus; exocytosis; maintenance of cell polarity. The record is from RefSeq and is a predicted model, not a curated record. Gene Ontology annotation, cellular component: perinuclear endoplasmic reticulum; intracellular membrane-bounded organelle; plasma membrane.
AUGGCCGGCAUAGAACAGCUCGAGAUACACAGCAAGUCCUACAUCAUAAGAUGGGUCAAGGUCGACGAGGGCCACACCAUCUCGUGGAGCAUACAACCUCACAAGAAGUCCAUUAACUUUGGCAUUGUCAAACACCCAGGCACCGGCGCGACCAACCUCACCUCGAUCAGCGGCGACGAAGACCAUGCAGAUGGCGUGCAGAACAAUGUCAAGGGGGGUCUCUUCAAGAAGGAUGGGAGCAGCGCCCAGGAACAGCUCUCAAGCAAGGGCUUCAUGCUCAUGAAGUGGAUCGGCAAGUGCGAAGCCGACAAGGUCUCGAUAGGCACCUACGACGUGGCCAAGGACAAGGGCGGCAUGUUUGGCCUCGUCUUCGACAACACGUUCUCCAAGCAGACCUCCAAGACCGCGACAUUCGUCCUCCUCACGUAUCCGACCGGCCUUCCCCCACAAGGCGCGACGCAUCUGCCUAACCUGCAAGCCGGACCCCAUGCGGCAGCGAGUCGGACCAGCCUGGGCAAGCCCAAGAUGCUGGACUCGGGGCCCAACGAGUCCACAGACAGUCUUCACAGCCAUCAGAGCAAUGACAGGAGAAAUCGAAAAGGCUCAUCGGCCGGCCGGAGCGAGGUUGCAAUGACUUCGACGUCGACAUACCACACCGGUAACCUGCUGAAGCGUCGGAGGAAGAAAGGCCAGGGCUUCGCCCGCAGGUUCUUCUCGCUCGAUUUUACGACCUGCACGCUGUCCUAUUACUACAACCGCAAGUCCUCGGCGCUGCGCGGUGCCAUACCACUUAGCCUGGCCGCAAUCGCAGCCGACGAGCGUAGGAGGGAGAUAAGCAUCGACUCGGGCGCUGAGAUCUGGCAUCUCAAGGCCGCCAAUGCGGAGGAGUUUGCGGAAUGGGCCAAGGCCUUGGAGCGGGCAAGCAGAAUCGCACGUGGGCUCGAAAACGGCUCAGACCCGUUAGCUCCGCUGACACAGAAGCUCACCGUGCUCACGACUGGUGGCUUACCUGCGCCGCCGAGCCAGGAGGACGAGCGCGAGUGGCAGCAGAUGGAGACGCUCGUGAGUCGCGUGGUCGGCACCCGAGACGCUCUGCGCCGCCUCGUCAAGGACAUGGCUGUGCAAAAGCAGACCCAAACGCAGCACCAGCGACCGACGAGCUCGUACUUGUCCCCAGGCGGGACGCCCGUGGUUGUAGAAGAAGAGGAGAACUACUUUGGCGCCCCGGCGCCAGAGAAGAGACCAUUCUGGCGGCGAAGGUCCAGUGCGCAGCAUGCCACUUCCGCUGCUCUUGGCUCUGCCGCUUCAUCGGCGCUCGCUGUUCCGUCACCAGGCACAGCUGCUGGGGCAGCUAGCGUGCAUGCUGCCAGACGGCAGAACGGCAAGUCUCAGGAGGAAGUGAACACCCAGGAGCAUUGCGCCGCGAUAUUGAACGAUCUCGAAACUGUCGUCGCCGAGUUCAGCAACGUCAUUGCGAACAGCAAGCGGAGGCGUAUCGGUAUUCCUAGGUCCGCCUCGGCAAGACGUAGCAUGGAGUCGACAGCCUCGGCGGACGAGUUCUUUGACGCGGAAGCUGGCGACGCCGACGACGUUUCGCAAGUGGUACGGAUUGAGCAUCGGGCGAGCGAGGAGGAGUCGGAGGGAUCUGACGCUGACGACGCGUCCAUCCAUGACUCGUCGUCGAUAUCGUCCGUGGAAUCGAAGGUCGAGCCAAGUGAUCGCAGUGGUGCUCUAGCUUUGUUUCCAGCCAAGCCAAAGUCGCUCUCUCCUCUCCCGAUCGAUAUCGCCGUUGAGCGCCGGGUGACCAUCCCUCCGGCCACAAUACCGCCACCCAGCCUCAUUGGGUUUGUCCGCAAAAAUGUCGGAAAAGAUCUCAGUGCCAUCAGCAUGCCCGUUUCUGCCAACGAACCCACGUCUAUGCUGCAGCGUGUCUGCGAACAGCUCGAGUAUGCCCCGUUGCUGGAUAAGGCGGCCAAGGCGCAGACACCCCGAGAGCGCCUGAUGUAUGUGACGGCGUUUGCUGUGUCGCAAAUCAGUGUAAACAGGUCAAAGGAGCGUGCCAAUCGAAAGCCAUUCAAUCCGCUACUUGGCGAGACCUUUGAGCUGCUUAGGACGGACAACGAAGUGCCAGGAGGCUUCCGCUUGCUAGUGGAGAAGGUUGUCCACCGGCCAGUGCGGUUGGCCAUGCACGCGGAUGCCGCGCUGUGGUCAUUCACGCAGAGCCCAGCGCCGGCGCAGAAGUUCUGGGGUAAGAGCGCAGAGCUGACCAGCGAGGGACGCGCUCGCAUCGCCCUCAGGCUUGCUGACGGCACCGACGAGUUCUACUCGUGGAAUAUUGCGACAAUGUAUCUGCGUAAUGUUGUCAUGGGCGAGAAGUAUAUUGAGCCCGUCAACAACAUGACAAUCAACAAUGAGUCCUCUGGUGCUAGGGCGACGGUCGACUUUCCAUCCAAGGGUGUGUUCGGUGGCCGUAGCGAGGAAGUCAAGGCGGAUAUCUACGAGGCAGAUGGCAGCCACGCCGGGUUGAGCCUAGCAGGAACAUGGACAACUUCAUUACGCGUGGUUGAGAACGGCAAGGCCGGCGCCGAUGUCUGGAAGGCUGGCGAUCUCGUGCCAAAAGCCACGAGCACUUACGGAAUGACGACGUUCGCAGCAAGCCUCAAUGAGAUCACGGCGAUUGAGAAGGACCGCCUGCCGCCGACGGAUUCACGCUUGCGCCCUGACCAACGAUUCGCGGAGCAAGGCAAACUCGAUGACGCAGAGGCCUGGAAGGUGAAGCUCGAGGAGGCACAGCGCAUCAGGAGGCGCGAUCUGGAGGAGCGCGGUGAGGUUUACCAGCCCAAGUGGUUCGUCAAGGUCGGCGAUGAAGCUGCUAGCAGCAGUGGUGCCGGUGGCGAAUGCGAGGAGGUCUGGCGCUUCAAGAGUGGCAAGGACAGCUACUGGGAGCACCGCGCUGCUGGGGACUGGAAGGGCGUCGAUGAGAUUUUC